AUGGCAAACGUCGCUUUAGCGGAAUGGACUGACCCCACAAGUCCGGGACAGAACGGAGAGACGCAAAUCUUUGUAGCAGCAAAGGAGGGACACGUGGAGGUGGUCAAGCUACUUCUUGAGAAUGGUGCCCAUGUCGCAACUCCGGAUAACGACGGGUGUACGCCAGUCUUUGCAGCAGCAAAGGAGGGAUACGUGGAGAUCGUUAAGCUACUUGUUGAAAAUGGAGCCGAUAUUACAACUCCUAAUGACGACGGGUUGACGCCAAUCUGUGCAGCAGCAAGCCACGGACUUGUCGAGGCGGUCAAGCUACUUCUUGAGAAUGGGGCCGAUGUCACAACUGCGAAUAAGAAUGGGUGGACGCCAGUCUUUGCUGCUGCAACUACCGGAUAUGUGGAUGUGGUCAAGCUACUUGUUGAGAAUGGGGCCGAUGUCACAACUACGGAUAACUACGGGAGGACGCCAGUCUACGCAGCAGCAACGAAGGGACACGUGGAAAUGGUCAAGGUGCUU
Molecule: messenger RNA, 510 nt
Organism: Ilyonectria robusta
Lineage: Eukaryota; Fungi; Ascomycota; Sordariomycetes; Hypocreales; Nectriaceae
Exons: 1
Biological process (GO): innate immune response
Cellular component (GO): cytoplasm
Molecular function (GO): protein binding
Source: RefSeq, a predicted model, not a curated record